Messenger RNA from Temnothorax curvispinosus, 3306 nucleotides. RefSeq lists its product as uncharacterized. Gene Ontology annotation, molecular function: zinc ion binding. Gene Ontology annotation, cellular component: nucleus. NCBI's taxonomy places the organism in Eukaryota, Metazoa, Arthropoda, Insecta, Hymenoptera, Formicidae. The transcript has 2 exons. The coding region runs from base 1035 to 2708 and encodes 557 amino acids. The record is from RefSeq and is a predicted model, not a curated record.
AUAAUUAUAUUGUUUGCAAUCUAUAUGAAAAAGAUUCGUACAAAUAUACAAUGUAAAAAAAAACAAUCCAUAUAGAUAAUAAUUUUGAAAUUUAUCACAAUUGGAAAAUUGAUCGACCGAUGUUACAAUCGAUCCACCACGUCGCUCUAUCGUCGUUACCGAUUCGCGAGAUCUCACGCGGACGUCACGAGCGGAAGAGAGAGAGAGAGAGAGAGAGAGAGAGAGAGAGAGGAGAGGCGCGUUACCGGCGAAGGUCACAUCUCGUUCAAGUGACGCGACGUAUACAUAUAUACGGGGAUCGAUCUCGCGCCCGCGCGCGACGUUUCGGAGCUCGGAGCGGUGCGAAGAUCAUCAGCGCCGUGAUAUGUACCUUACGGUCAUACGCGAUACGCGUUCGCCAGUGUUCCCGUCGGGUCCGAUCGAUCCACGUUCGCCGACGUUCCGGCUACGUACCGGCCGCGGAUCGCAUUAUCGAGCUUUAUCCCUCGCGCGACGCGUGACCCAUGGCUCGAUGAAGCGCGGGGCGCGGUGCGACUUGACACGCACGCUUUCCUCGUGCCCUCCUCUUCUGCCCCCUCCCUCUCUCUCUCUCUCGCUCCGUUCCACUUUCCACUCCGCUUUGCUUUUUCAUGGGCUUUUCUGGAUUCCCGCGGGUAGGGCGCGGAUGUACACGAGCGCGAGCGCAUACGGGUGCAGGGCACUGUAGGGCAGGGCGCGCGCCGGGGAGUCCGGGGACACGGAGCGGAGCGAAGCGCGGUGACUGGUGAGGGACGGUGAGGCGUUCAGCGGGGACAGAACGGGAUAAAGCGGGCCGAGAACCGAGCUGAGGUGCGCGCGCGCGAGCGCGCGUGCGACGUCGCGCGGCGCGAGCGAGUGAGGGCUGGUGUGUUGCUGAGUUGCUGAGACGGUGAGACCGCGACCGCUGAGAGGCGAGCGGCAAGGCAAGCGCGAGCCAGCCGAGCAGCGACGCGCGCGAGAGAGAAGUUAGCGGAGCGAGCGUGGCGAGGCCGAGGGCCCCGGAGUGCUGCGCGGGCAUGGAGACCCUCGAAUCGAGCCGCGUGUGCCGCCUCUGCGGCCAGCACUCGGGCAUCUCGAUCAACAUCUUCGACGAGAGCGAGAAUCACGUCCGGAAAAUCAACGCCGUGCUACCCAUCAUGGUGCACGAGAUGGAUCUACUGCCGAAACAGAUGUGCCACCGGUGCAGCUACAAGUUGGAGGAAUUCCACAAGUUCUACGUAGACUGCCUGAAGACGGACGCGGCGCUGAAGAGUCAGCUGUCGUGGAUGCGGAAGGGUGGCGGUAAGGAGAAGAUUGGCGUGCCGAUGGUGCACAUCGAGAACGUGAAGAUCAAAGCGGAGCCGCUCGACUACGACGUGUACGAGCUGGAACCGCUGGUGGAGAACAUCGACUACAUCAACUCGAUGAACUCGGUGGCGUACCCGACCGGCGGCAUCCACGACGGAUUGACAUACGCGGCGUUCUCGCGCUAUCGAUGCUGCUGUGAUAAGAAGGACCAAAGCAGAUCGACGAGAACCACAGCGGGGCUCUGUCAGAAUUACGAGGGACAGAUGCCUAGAUGCGGCAGAAUCGCGGACGUCUCGCGGAAGAGGACUCUCGAGGACACCACCGCGCGGUUAAAACCGUUCAAGCGAAAUCUCUUCACGCAGUCGGUGUUCCCGGAUUGCCCGCAGAAUCGUCCGCCGCGCGUCGAGAACGCCGUCGGGAACGCGCGAGAUAAUCUGGCCACAGACACGAGUACCAAAGAUGACGUAGCUUCUCCGGAAACGCGGAAUCAUUUUCACGGUAGACUCGAAACGUUUCCUGAGAGCCGGGCGCUUGCCAAGAGCACAAUAGUGCGGAAUCUGAGACCCAGGAAAAAUCUGGUAAACUAUGCAUCGAAUAAAAAGAGAAUGUCGAGUGUCAAUCCGGGACCAUCCGCGUUAAGCAAGUCGAACGUUUCCGACACGAAGACGACGUCCACCUCAAACCUCGAGCCGACACGGCAGAUCAAGGUGGAGCUGACGGACGAACCCAAAGGGCGCAACUUAAGGCCGAGAAGGAGUGUCGUAGACUACCAAGAGCCAAAGAUGAAGAGAAAAGUUUCGGAGCAUCGCACGAAGAAACGCAAGAUGGACGAGCAGAGCUCGAAACUGUAUUCAAACAACAAGAGUGCAUCGGACACUCCAAACUUGAAAGUAAAACAGGAGGUUCUAGACGAUUUGGAGGCUAUGGUGCUCAGUAAAACGACCAAUGCGACAGCGGCACCUCGAUUACCGAGCAAACUCGUCGCGUUACCCGCGAAUGUUGAAGCAACGACGAACAACGGUGACGUCAGUCAGCGAGAUUAUCUCAAGUCGCAAUUUCGAGGUCAGUUCCAGCUGGCCGAGCGAAAGUCGCUCCCCAACAUUGUGAAGAACGGCUUGGUGAAGACGAAGAAGACGUGUCGGUUUCCCGCGGCGAACUACUCGCCGAAGUGCCUGAGAAGUCAGGACGCUUGCUUGAGGAACGGUAAGACGAGAAGGAGCGAUUUUAUGGAGUGGUCGGUGAAGAGGCUGCAAGCGAGAAAGCUGAUGGACACGAUUAACAAAGGUACGAAGAAGUCACCGAUGCUAAAGCUAUCCGAGAACAUCAAGCACUAUUGCGAGUCGUGCAAUGUCAGUUUUAUGACUAAGGAAUUGUUCAGAUUGCAUGCGUGCUACUACGAUUGAUCUUUCCCAAGAGACACCAAGUCCACGAACUGUCUGAAGAUCGUUCGAAAAAUUAAAAUGUCUUCUAGAUAUCUUUGUUGUCGUUCGGAGAACGACAUUAGGACACUUCUGACGAAGUAUGAAAGAUGUAUAAAGGAUUAAAAAAUCUUUGUGAUUGUAUGACAAUGUACAUUAUAGAUCUUUCAAUUUACUUCUGAUUUUUUCUUUUGAAUAUUUUUUUCUUGCUCAUAAAAUGAAAAGUGCUUUUGUUUAAGUUUAAACAUCUUAUAAGGAUAAUAAGAUGAUAGUUCAUAUAAAAUGUGCCUGUCCCUAAAAAUUUGACCAAAUUCUUAUACUUAUUUUUUUUCCGACAUUUUACAUUAGCUGAUUAUAUAUGCCUUUUUCUUUCUUUUUGGAAUCAAUUUUCUUGAUGAAAUCCAGAUAGAUCAUUUUAUUAAGAUUAUCAAGUGUAAGGGUAAAUGAGAAAUAGCUGCUAUUUCUCAUUUAAUAGCAGGUUUAAUAGCAAAUUCUUUAUGUACAUAAUGUACUUUAUUUAGAUUUAAUAUUAUCUGUUACUAUCUAUACUAUAUGAUUUAUAUUCAAUAAGCGAUAUAUAUGG